UUUAAAUUUGUUUGGUCUUCAUGGGCCAGAAACCCAAAGAAAAUUGGGCCGUUUGCUAACAGCCACCGAUUACAUUUGCAGGUCUACAUAGUAUACAUGGGCGACCGACCGCGACCCGGAAUCGCUGGAACUGCUGCUGCUUCUGCUCUCCACAUAAGUCUCCUUCACCAGGUCACCGGCAGUGCCACCGCUGCUUCCGAGUCCCUGGUUUGCAGCUACAGCAGGAGCUUUAAUGGCUUUGCCGCCAGGCUGACCAAGACCGAGUCGGAGAAACUUUCUGGGUAUGAAGGUGUAGUGUCUGUUUUCGCCAGUCAGAAGAGAGAACUCCACACGACAAGGUCAUGGGACUUCCUGGGUUUCCAUCAGAAUGUCAAGAGAAGGACUGUGGAGAGCGACAUUAUCAUUGGGAUGCUCGACACCGGAAUUUGGCCAGAGUCACAGAGCUUCAACGAUUCUGGAUACGGGCCACCUCCGCAGAAAUGGAAGGGCAUCUGCCAAUCCUCUGCCAAUUUCUCCUGCAACAACAAGAUCAUUGGAGCCAAAUGGUACCAUGCUAGGCGCAACUACAGUGAACAUGACGUUCUCUCGCCAAGGGAUUCUCUAGGUCAUGGAACUCACACAGCUUCUACAGCAGCAGGCAACUUGGUCACUCCAGCAAGUCUUUUUGGCCUUGCCUCAGGGACUGCACGAGGAGGGGUGCCCUCUGCCCGACUCGCCGUUUACAAGAUCUGUUGGUCUGAUGGCUGCUUCGAUGAGGACACUCUAAGGGCAUUCGAUGAUGCAAUUGCUGAUGGAGUCGACAUUAUUUCCAUCUCGGUCGGCGGAUUGUUUCCAAAGGAUUACUUUCACGACCCCAUUGCUAUAGGAGCUUUCCAUUCCAUGAAGAACGGAAUCCUCACGUCCAACUCAGCAGGUAAUAGUGGCCCUUCUCCAGGAACAUUGUCUAAUUUUUCUCCUUGGUCACUCUCUGUGGCUGCUAGCACCAUCGACAGAAAGUUCGUGACUGCGGUGAUGCUGGGUGACGGGAGAACUUAUGAGGGAGUCUCUAUAAACACCUAUUCUCCCAGAAGGUUCUAUCCUCUUGUUUAUGGUGGAGAUGCGGGGAAUAAUAAAUCUGGAAAGAUUGCAACUGAUGCGAGGUAUUGCGCUCUAGGAAGCUUGAACAAGACUUUGGUGCGAGGAAAAAUUGUGCAUUGUGAUGCUAUUGGUUGGGGAACACUCACAGCGGGCGCAGCUGGUGCCAUAAUGGGUUCCUCUUUGGUUGAAGAUCAAGCAUCUUCCUUCCCUUUACCUGUUUCCAUCUUAACGGAUGCUGAAGGAGCCACCAUUGUGGAGUACAUAAAGUCAACCAGUGAUCCAAUAGCACAAAUAUUUAUGACUCAAGACUACAUGGAUAAUUCAUCUGCAUAUGUCAUCAGCUUUUCUUCAAGGGGUCCGAACCCUAUAACCAGAAACAUUCUUAAGCCGGACCUUACAGCACCAGGAGUUAAUAUCCUGGCUGCAUGGUCUCCAGCUGCAGCUCUGACAAAUCUUCCGGGAGACACUAGGAUUGCUCCGUUUAAUGUAAUCUCAGGCACUUCCAUGGCCUGUCCUCAUGCAACUGCAGCAGCAGCUUACGUUAAAUCUUUCCACCCUACAUGGUCUCCGGCAGCCAUCAAGUCUGCUCUAAUGACAACAGCUCAUCCUAUACGUGUCAAAGUCUUACCUGAUGCUGAGUUUGGAUAUGGAUCAGGGCAAGUUGAUCCUUUGAAGGCUGUGGUUCCGGGAUUAGUUUAUGAUGCCGGGUUAAGUGAUUAUGUCAAGUUUCUGUGUGGCCAAGGAUAUACCAAUGCUCAACUCCGUGAGAUCACGGGAGAUCAGAGUUCAUGUAGUUCUGCAGCAACAAAUGAAACGGUAUGGAAUCUUAACUACCCUUCUUUUAUAUUGUCCACGGAGAAGCCAAGGACAUCUGUUACUCGGGUGUUCCACCGGAUAGUUACAAAUGUUGGAUCAGCAACAUCAACCUACAAGGCCAUAGCAAAAACUCCAGUGGGCCUGAUGAUCCAAGUUGAACCACCUGUGUUUUCAUUCAACAACACUGGGGAGAAGCGGUCUUUCGUUGUGACAGUAACUGCUCGCCUGGGGAGGACCAUGUUGUCCGGUUCUUUGGUUCUGAGUGAUGGGACUCAUUCUGUGAGGAGUCCUGUCGUUGCAUUUGUGGCAUCUCAAGAACGUAACUGAUCAGGUGGUUUGGAUCAAGAUCAGGUUCAUUCUCGUAACUGCUAAAUAGUAACUUCAGCAUACUUUCGGAUAAUUUCAGUGUGAGUUGUUUAUUUAUCCUGCCUUUGACUGUAACUUAUGUAGUGAUGUUAUUGAUAUUGCCAAUCAGCAUUAAGACUCUACAACUGUGUGUGUGUGUGCGGUGGGUUAUGUGUGUCAAAUGUAAUGAAUGCCUUCCUAUGUGUGUCUUAGUAAAAUAUCCAUUAUCGAUCCUGCUUGAGGUGAUUGGAAACCAAAAGGCUCAACAUCUGGAGCAUAACAGAUUGCAGUAACGACAUGUCAUUUUGUUUCUGCGCAGGAAUAUCACUUUUUCGCAUCGUAAUCUCUUCACUUGAAGAUUGCAGUAUCAUUCAAAUGAAAUGAUCCCAGAGUUUCCAUAAAGUACUUGGAUGAUGAUGACACUCUGUGAUACUACUUCCCAAAAACUUUAGAAACAUGACUUCCAGUGGUUGAAAUUGAUAUCAUUAGAAAGAGUAAGCUCUGAAAGAAACAGGGUUCAUAGGAAAGAGAAGCUUUUCUCACUGUCUUGCUCGAAAUGUUAUGCUGAGCUGCCAUGGCACUGUGGCACUGCAGAAAAAGUUAGAUUGGCGGUUUUUAGGAGUUAGUAUGGACAUUAAAAGUUGGAAUGUUUCUUGGAGGAGGG
This is a messenger RNA of Linum tenue, 2902 nucleotides long. NCBI's taxonomy places the organism in Eukaryota, Viridiplantae, Streptophyta, Magnoliopsida, Malpighiales, Linaceae. The record is from the annotation of a GenBank genome assembly.